GCAUGCGCAAUGCCGCCCUCCCCCCCCCACUUCCCUCCCCACCUCCCCGCGCACGCGGAAGCCAGCAGCAGGCUCGGGCGCAGUCUGCGGCCCACUCCUCCUCCCCCGGCGCGCGGCCCGGCAGGCUCGGGCGCAGUCUGCGGCCCACUCCUCCUCCCCCGGCGCGCGGCCCAGCAGGCUCGGGCGCAGUCUGCGGCCCACUCCUCCUCCCCCGGCGCGCGGGGCCUCGUCCCUCCCCGCCCCGCCCCCCGAUGGCGGCGCGGCGGCCGGGGCUGCGGUUGGCGCUGGGCGCGGCGCUGGCGGCGAGGCUGGCGCUGGUGCUGUACGGGACGCGGCAGGACGCGGCGCUGCGAGUGCGCUACACCGACGUCGACUACCGGGUGUUCACGGACGCGGCGCGCCUGGUGGCGGUGGGGCGCUCGCCCUACGCGCGGGCCACGUACCGCUACACGCCGCUGCUGGCCUGGCUGCUCACGCCCAACGUCUGCCUGGCUGAGGCCUUCGGGAAGCUGCUCUUCGUGGCCGGGGACCUGGCGGCUGCCGGCGUGGCCUACCGGGCCCUGCUGCAGCGUGGGGCAGCUGCCGGCCAGGCCUGCGCCUGCUGUGCAGCGGCCUGGCUCUUCAACCCCCUGCCCAUGGCCGUGUCCAGCCGUGGCAACGCCGAAGCCCUGGUGGUGCUGCUGGUGCUGGCCACCCUCUACUACGUGGAGGGCGGCAGCGUGGGCAAGGCCGCUGCCUGCUAUGGGCUCGCCGUGCACGUGAAGAUAUACCCACUGACUUACAUGCUGCCCAUUGUGCUGCACCUGCAGAGGAAGCAACGCGGCGGCAGAGGGGCCGCGGACGCGGGGCACUGCGGGAAAGCAAGGUUUCCCUUGCUACGGUUCCUCUGGCAGCUCUUUGUAAACCGCGAUGUGCUGCUUUUUGCAACAGUUGCUGGAUCUGUGCUGGGCGCCCUGACCAUCGCAUUUUACUACCUCUAUGGCUGGGAGUUUUUGGAGCAUGCCUACCUCUACCACCUGACCAGGAGGGAUAUCCGUCAUAACUUCUCUCCCUAUUUCUACAUGUUGUAUUUAACUGCAGAGAGCAAAUGGAGUUUUGCCCUUGGGCUUGCAGCCUUCUUGCCCCAGCUGCUUCUGCUCCUGGUUGUGUCCAUAGCAUUUUACAGAGACCUUGCCUUCUGUUGUUUCCUCCACAGUGCUAUUUUUGUGAGUUUUAACAAAGUAUGCACAUCCCAGUAUUUUGUCUGGUAUCUCUGCCUUUUGCCCCUCAUAAUACCUAGUAUUAGGAUGUCCUGGAGCCGUGGUGUACUGCUUCUCUCUUUGUGGUUUGUUGGACAAGGCCUGUGGCUCACUCCCGCAUACUUUCUGGAGUUUAAAGGAUAUAACACUUUUUUACUUAUAUGGUUGGCAGGCUUGCUUUUCCUUUUUAUUAAUAGCUUCAUACUCGUUCAGAUUAUUUCCCAUUACCAAAAAGAAGCACAAGUGGCUGAAAAACCCAAACAACAGUAAUAAACAGAUAAUCCAAAAUCCAGAAACAGCACCACUGUUUAAGGAGGCUUUUCACACCACCAGCACCUUGUUUAAUGUCAAUGUAUGUAUGUUGUACUAAAGCAUGUCCUAUGUAAAUGAGCCUUUGUGGGGGCCCUGAGGACGCUAAUAGGCCUUAUUGCACUGAGCAGGUGUCCGUGGCUCCGGCCUUGUCUCUCUGGGAUGGACAUUGAAACUAUGCUGUAGCCUUGUCUGUAGUCCUCUUCCUGGCCCUGUCUCCUGGAUGGACACUGGACUCGCCUGUUCUCCUGUCCUGUCUCUGCUCUUGACUCCUGCUGCUCCUGACUGGACUCCCCUGACUUGCCAUGCCUGGGGCUGUUGAUGGACUGUGUUACUAGCACCCAGCUCUGCCUGCUGUGUCUGCGUGCGGUGGGACUGCACCCUGGUCAGUGAGGGCACUGCCUGCGCUGGACUCACCCUCAGCUCCCGGCUCGUUACCUGUCGUGGAGCAGCCCUGCACUUCUUGUUCCCUGACAUCCUUUUGGUCCUACAUGUCUCUUUUUGUUAUUAUUUUACUUUAUUCUUUGUUUUUUGAGGCCUGGGGCCUCUGUCUAGGAAAACAUAGAUUAUAAAGGGACGUUGGGGUUCGACAGUCUUGUUGUGUGUUAAUAAGUGGGUUUUCAUUCUGUUUCUUUGUUUUUGCAAUGGUUAAGCAAGGUGUUUUGUUUUGUAAGGAUUAAUAAAUAAAAAGACAAUCACUUAA
Dromaius novaehollandiae (emu) is the source of this 2250-nucleotide messenger RNA. It is a transcript of the gene PIGM, whose product is annotated as phosphatidylinositol glycan anchor biosynthesis class M. The coding region runs from base 3 to 1508 and encodes 501 amino acids. The transcript has a single exon. The record is from RefSeq and is a predicted model, not a curated record. Gene Ontology annotation, cellular component: glycosylphosphatidylinositol-mannosyltransferase I complex; membrane. NCBI's taxonomy places the organism in Eukaryota, Metazoa, Chordata, Aves, Casuariiformes, Dromaiidae. Gene Ontology annotation, biological process: GPI anchor biosynthetic process. Gene Ontology annotation, molecular function: alpha-1,4-mannosyltransferase activity; GPI mannosyltransferase activity.